Pseudozyma flocculosa PF-1 is the source of this 549-nucleotide messenger RNA. RefSeq lists its product as uncharacterized. Bases 1 to 549 code for a protein of 182 amino acids. Lineage: Eukaryota; Fungi; Basidiomycota; Ustilaginomycetes; Ustilaginales; Ustilaginaceae. The transcript is spliced from 2 exons. The record is from RefSeq and is a predicted model, not a curated record.
AUGUCCAAAAUGAAGGUCUUCAUCAGCUACUUUUGCAUCGUAUACAAGGAGCUGACGGAGGUCGACCUCGCUCUCAAGCACCAGGAGAUCCUCUUCAAGAGCGACCUCGAGGACGAGCACGAACGCGCCAGGCUGCUUGCCAUCGAAUGGGUCAUGUGGUGGCGCGACUCGGUCUUCGACCCCAAUGGAUGCAUGGCGUCUUCGCUCGUUGGCUACGGCUGCAGGAGGCCCACCGUCGCCGGCUGCCUCAAGUACGCCUGGGUCGACGGACGAGUGCUCUGGCUCAAGGUGACCAUGGUCGACUGCCUGUUCUGCCUCAAGCACCUCGAACUUUGCCACACCAUCGUGUCCGACGACGAGCGCCCCGACGAAUGCUGCGUCGUCGACAGCACUGGCGUCUCGGACCCGACCUUCGACGUCAAGAAGACGGGCCUGUCCACGGAUCCGGAGCCGGCGUUCGACGACCCCGCCCACUACCAGCCCAUCUUUGGCUGGUCGCUCCUCGAGGUGAAGCAGUAUGCCAUCCUUGCUCACGGCCCCGACCUCUGA